UCUUUUUUUUUAUGGAGAGGCUUGGGAUUCAAAAUCCAGUUCUGGUUUCAUUUCUCCUCAUCAUCUCCUCUAACUAUUUUGCUUCGAGUCAAAACGACGUCGGAUCCAAGCAUGAGUGGACUCCGUUUCGAGUCCAAGUCAGGGUAGGGUUAGUUUUGGAUUUGGGUUCCGUGGAGGGCAAGAUACUUGGAAGCUCCGUUUCCAUGGCGCUUUCCGAUUUCUACGCCGUUAAUAGUGACUACAAAACAAUAGUCUCUCUUUCAGUCAGAAACUCUCGCGGGGAACCUAUCCUUGCUCUUGCUUCUGCUGUUGAUCUGCUGCAAACUGUAGGAGUGGAGGCGAUUAUCAGUGGGGAUUCGUUGCAGGAAACAAAGCUUUUGGCUGAGAUUGGGGAGCAAGCUAGGGUUCCUGUGAUUUCACUCAACUCUCCAGCGUCAUUGUCAUUGAGAAAAUACAGUCAUUUGAUCCAAGCGACGUAUGAUUCGUCGUCCGAGGCAAAGGGCAUUACAGCAUUCAUCCAUGGGUUUGAGUGGAAGAGUGUUGCUCUUGUUUAUGAGGAUGACGAUGACUGGAGAGAGAGUAUGCAGCUCAUGGUGGACCAUUUCCAUGAGAACGGAGUUCGUAUACAGUCCAAGGUUGGUUUUACAGUCUCUUCAAGCGAGAAAAUGAUGAUGAAUCGGUUAAGGAAGAUGAAGAAAUCGGGAACCACUGUCUUUGUGGUGCACAUGUCUGAGCUUGUAGCAACUCAUCUCUUCACAUGUGCUGGGAGAUUAAGAAUGAUGUGUGAAGGCUUUGCUUGGGUCCUCACUGCCAAAACCAUGAACAGCUUACAAGGAAGAAACGGCCACGAAUAUGCAAAAGAAGCAAUGGAAGGUGUGGUUGGUUUCAGGUCUUACAUUCCAGUGUCAAAUGAGCUUCACAACUUCACUGCAAGAUGGAGAAAAACACUGCCUCUUGAAGAGGCUGUUGGGACUGAGAUAACUCGGUUUAGCAUCUCUGGCGUAUGGGCUCACGAUUUCGCUUGGGCGCUGGCGAGAGCCGCAGAGUUUACAAGGAUGCCAAAUGUAUCAUCAACUCUUCUUGAGGCUAUCAAAGAGUGUAGGUUCAAGGGUUUGAGUGGUGACUUCCAUAUCAAGCAUAAGAAGUUGUUGUCCAGCAAGUUUGAGAUUGUGAAUUUGAUAGGAUCAGGUGAGAGAAGGAUAGGAUUUUGGAACUCUAAUGGUAGUUUCAGUAAUACAAGACAUUUGUCUUCUUCUACUCAUAACAAUUUGGAGACUAUUAUCUGGCCCGGUGGGACUAUUCAAAGUCCGCAAGGGCGCAAACUAGAAGAAAGAAAGAGAAAAACACUGAGAGUUCUGGUCACAUCUAGCAACAGGUUCCCAAGACUGGUGAAGGUGGCGACUGAUCCAGUAACAAAAAAAGUAACCGCUGAAGGGUUUUGUAUAGACGUCUUCCGAGCUUCCAUUAGACCUUUCAACUAUGAAGUGGAAUUCAUACCUUGGCGCAAUGGUAGUAACUACGAUGAUCUUGCAUAUGCACUUAGUAGCCAGAAAGACAAAUAUGACGCGGCCGUGGGAGAUAUUACAAUCACUUUUAAUAGAUCAAGUUAUGUUGAUUUUACAAUGCCGUUCACUGAAAUGGGUAUUGGUAUUGUAGCACCAAAAGAGAGAAGUAUGUGGGUGUUUUUGCAACCUCUAACACCACACCUUUGGUUAACAACAGGAGCUUUCUUUGUCUUGACGGGUGUUAUAGUUUGGUUGAUUGAAAGACCUGAGAACAAAGAGUUUCAGGGAUCUUGGUCGAAACAGAUUGGAGUUAUCUUUUGGUUUGGCUUCUCUACCCUUGUUUAUGCGCACAGGGAGAAGCUAAAACACAACUUAUCAAGAUUUGUAGUUACAGUUUGGGUAUUUGCAGUGCUGAUACUGACAACGAGUUACACUGCAACAUUGACAGCAAUGAUGACGGUGCAACAGAUACGAUUCAACUUCAACAAAAACCACGUUGGUCACCUUUUUGGAUCAGAGGUCGCAAUGGCUGCCUUCCACAAUCCCGGAAACCACGUAGCGAGUAUGAAGGGUCUUAGUACUUCUGAAGAAUAUGCUAAAUUCUUGUUGAAUAAAACUGUCACAUUUGUUGUUCAUGAGUUGCCAUACCUCAAAGUCCUCCUUGGAGAGAAUCCUGCAAAGUUUUUCAUGGUCAAGACAAAAUGUACCACCAGUGGUUUCGGAUUUGUAUGUAUCCAUCCCUCUUUUAUCUUCAUCAGUUUCUUUACUCUUCAUCUUCUUUUAUACUUGCUGAUAAUUAAACCAUGUUUCAGAUGUUUCAAAAGGGUGACGAGUUGGCGCCUAAAGUGUCCAGAGAAAUCUCGAAGCUGAGGGCAAAAGGGAGGCUAAACGAGAUUGCGAAACGAUGGCAUGAGAUUCCACUUCCAUUCACAGCAGAUGAUACAUCAAAUCCUAUAACCCUUGACAGAUUCCACGGUGUGUUUAUGAUCACUGGAGUUUCUUCAGCUUUUGCUCUUGGAGUACUUCUCAUUCACUGGCUCCGAGAUAGAUGGGAGUGCCGCGUGAAUAGUUUGUCAUGGUUUUAUCCUGUGAAUUGGUUCAACAUAUACCUCUCGCAACG
Messenger RNA from Brassica napus (rape), 2625 nucleotides. RefSeq names its product glutamate receptor 1.2-like. Gene Ontology annotation, cellular component: plasma membrane. Bases 12 to 2375 code for a protein of 787 amino acids. Gene Ontology annotation, molecular function: glutamate-gated receptor activity. Lineage: Eukaryota; Viridiplantae; Streptophyta; Magnoliopsida; Brassicales; Brassicaceae. The transcript is spliced from 4 exons. The record is from RefSeq and is a predicted model, not a curated record.